This is a messenger RNA of Sabethes cyaneus, 5004 nucleotides long. Its product is annotated as influenza virus NS1A-binding protein-like. The coding region runs from base 562 to 2979 and encodes 805 amino acids. Gene Ontology annotation, molecular function: protein binding. The record is from RefSeq and is a predicted model, not a curated record. The transcript has 9 exons. Lineage: Eukaryota; Metazoa; Arthropoda; Insecta; Diptera; Culicidae.
UUCGGCUUAGCAGCGGACACUGUGGAGUUCCGUUUUGCUGCUUUUCUACGUUUGCUCCGUGCAUGUUUUUGCAGUUCCCAAUUUGUGACAGCAGUCGUGCAGUUCAGUUUUCGUCCGUAGAAAAUAAGCAGGAAGUUGUAACCGUGUUCCUUGUUUUUGGUUUCCAUCAUUAACAAGUUUGAUAUACGCUAUUGCAAUCCAGGUGCUUCUGUCUCCGCGUUCGAUCGAUUCAUUACCGUGUAAUAAUGCUCUUUUCCCUGUCGACGUGCUUUGCAGUUUGAUUAUUAUUUGUUCUUAUUCCGAUCGCCAUUAGUUGAAAGCGUGCAAAAUUUUUCCUGCUUAACGUGAGUUGGCCGGUAUCAAGUUUCGCAUAGUAAAGAAAUUUCCUGCAGUGAGAAUGAAUCAAUGAGCCAUAAAAAAAUCUGCAUACUUAAUUUAUCGGAAAAAAUUUGACAAACCAUUUCUUAGUGAUACCGUUAAUCCAAAAAAGGAUUUCACUCAUCGCUAUUUUCGUUUGCAUUCGUUUGCCUAGAUCUUGCCAAAAUUUUACCAACAAGGAAAAUGCGUCCCCGCAUCGAGAGCUCGAUUGGCGAUGACGCCAUGGAGAGCUGCGGCUAUCUCAAGUUCAACGAUGAGAAAAUGAAGUCGAACUUCCUGCAAAGUCUAAGUACUAUGCGUCGCCAUCGGCUAUUUUGCGAUGUGAUCCUUUUGGUCGGCAGCACCGAAAUUCAUGCCCACCGUAACGUUCUGGCCUGCGUAUCACCUCACCUGAUGGAACUGUUCAGUACGGAUGUGGGUAACCUAAACGGUACUGCAACCGAAGGGAAAACACCCUGCUACCGACUGAACGGGCACAUCACCACUCCAGGCCUGAAGUAUCUGGUUGAGUAUGCUUAUACUGGCUCGCUGGAAGUGCCCAACGAUAUGAUACGCGAUGUGUAUCUGGCUGCUUGGCAGCUUAAGAUUGACAACGUGGUCAAGGAAUGCGCUCGCCAUAUGGUGGGUGAACUGGAACCGGAAAGCUGCAUUGAGACCCGCUCUUUGCCGGGGAUUGCGCGGAACAACAACUUCGUCCUUGAGGUUGACAGUUACAUAGCGAAAAACUUCGCAGAGGUUUCGCAACAGCCUGGCUUUCUGCAGCUUCCAUGCAUUCUGAUCGAGGUUCUAUACCAAACCAAACAAGAGAUGUCAAUAGUUUCGGAAGCUUCACUUUGUAGAUUGGUUCUCGAUUGGAUUCGACGUCGAAUGACAGAAGAUGGAAUUUCGGUUUCAAAUUUGCUGGAAAGAUCACAUAUGCUGUACUUGGCAUUGGAUAAUUCUUUGCAAGAUUGCUCCGAUCUUCCGCCUGGUCAAGAGUCGGAGAGCGAUUUGGUUCAAGACUACAAGCGUUUGGCACAGAAGUGUCCAAACAGUAAAAAGCACCGUAAAGGACUCAAAACUCCUGGCCGCCCCAGAGUGCUCGUUUACAACCGCGACAUAGGCGAACGAGUUGAGCACAGUGCUCAGGAUUGUGAUUGGAGUUUGAUUGGAAGUUCUAAGGUGGCAAAUCAUACCUUUGUUUCUCUUGUCACUUUGAACGGAAGUCUGUCGCGAUUGUCCAUUCAGUUGCGACUCAAUGUGCCGACAACACCGUCUCCCAUCAACACUCCAGAUUCAGUAAGUGCCAGUGUGAGUAAUGAAGAGGAUCUCAGUGGAACAGAAAAACCGGAGCUAUUUUGCGAAGUGGCUACCAUGUCCGGACCGAAAUGCGGCCUGGGCGUUGCAGAAUUGGAAGGCAAACUGCUCGUUUGCGGUGGUUACGAUCGGGCGGAAUGUUUGAAGGCGGUAGAAUCUUACUGCCCGAGUACCAAUAGCUGGACACAGGAAUGCAACAUGGGCGAAGCACGUGGACGAGUGCAAAUAGCUGUAAUCAACGGUACGGUAUAUGCCGUAGGUGGAUGUAAUGGAACAACUGAGCUUGAUUCCGUUGAAUGUCUAUCAAAAAUUGACAAAAAGUGGAAGAAGGUUUGCAAGCUACCGCUCGCUCGCAGUAACGCUGGGGUUUGUGCUUUGAAUGAUCAAAUUUAUUGCAUUGGAGGCUGGAACGGUCAAAGCGGCAUUCGUCAAUGCGAUGUGCUCAAACCGGCGGAUAACAAGUGGUUCUCCAUUGCUCCAUUGAACACCGGACGAUACCAAGCGGGCGUGGCAUCCUUUAAAGGAAACUUGUGGGUAGCUGGUGGAAGCGAUGCCUGGAACUGUCUAGGAUCAGUGGAAAUGUACAAUCCGGAAAACGAUCAGUGGACCUUUGCCCCAUCGCUGCUAACACCGAGACGCGGCUGUGGCCUGGCCGAGUUCAACGGUAAACUCUAUGCCGUCGGUGGCAGCGAUGGAACACAUUCAUUAAAUACAACCGAAUGUUACGACGAAGCUAACAAAUGCUGGGUGGCGGGACCAAAUUUAACGUCGCCGCGUUCCAACGUUUCGGUUGCGGUUGUCCAGAAUAGGCUGUACGCCAUCGGUGGGUUUUCGGGAAAGACAUUCCUGAACACGAUAGAGUACCUAGAUGCCAGCUCGAACGAGUGGACUACAUUUGUGCCGCAAACCAAUCAGAACAUUGACAGUUUGCUACAGGCUUCCCUCCACACCAAUGGUCUGAGCGGCCGAGCCGGAUCUUCAUCUACCUCGUCUUCGCCGGACAUUACGACCGCACAGAACGGUGAGAGCGAUCAUGUGUUUAAGCCGAUCAAAUCGGUUGAAGUUAGCGCUUAUGGUUCCGAAAGAUCUAACAAUGAAGCUUCAGCAACCGACAAGGAGGUCUCGGAUAUUCUAGCAGAGAGCAAAAACUCGGCGAAAAAGUUAGCUGCAUUAAAUGGUAAAGAUGACGAAUCGCGCGUGGCGACAGCAAAUGGUACAAACCAUUCUCUCGACAGCAGUAUUAAAGGGCAAAAAAUUCUCGUGAACAACGGUGAGGAGACUCCGAAUUCUAAUGGCUGCAGCUAACUAACCAACAAAAACGGGGCAUCGCAAGAGCCAAACGAAACGACCCCGUCAAUUCCGUAAGGUCUUGGUUGGACGAUUGACCGAAGCAGAAAUAAGCAAGAACUUUACGAAAUUCGCAGUUUUUUUCGCGAUGGUUUUCUGGAACAUAUUUAACUAUAUACAUACAACUGCAAACUCAAUACAUUUGAUAAAUAUCUUUUUUACUACUACUAAGAUUAAAAGUGUUAUCUACACUUUUUGUAUGAGCGCCGAAUAAUAUGUUGAUGAUAACGUGAAGAAUCAAAUUUAUUUAUCUGUGUACAAUAUAUGAAAAACAACAACAGUUCUACAGAUAUUGAGGUAAAUGUAUUUUAACUAAAAACAGCAGAUAACUAAUUCCGUUACUGUUAAAAAUAAGCAUCAAAACAUAGACGAGAACUGCUAUCAAAAGUAUAAUAGAAUCAUUCACAAUGUGCAUUGUAGAGUCCAUCAUUUGCCAUUCAAAUUCCAGUUAAACGAUAUGCAGCUUACAUAUAUUUUAUCAACAAUUAAAUAAAAUACUGAUUUGAAUGCUUAUAAUUCUGAAUAUCCGCCUAGCAUCGAUUACGUUCGGCAUUUCAGAUGAUCAAAAGUGUCAUUAUAAAUGACGCAUGGCCUUUCUAUUAUAUUUAGCCACUCACUUUUGGAUCGGCCAUUAAUAACAGAAUUAUUAGCCAAUUUGGUUCUAUUUUUUCUUCUUUUUUAACAAGAGCGCGAAAUUUGGAUGGUGGAACCUAAUCUAAAUUUUACGCUAAUUUCAGUUUGUUGGAUAUUCUAGUAAGCUGCAAUAAUGACACACAGUUCUUAGUCUAAAGAAACAGAUAACUACACUGCGGUCCAUCUACAUGUAUAGAAAUAAGUUCACAUUAAACUUUCUCCACAGAGAGAAUAAUAGCUGAGUCAAGUGCAUAUGUUAACUACUCAACAAAAACAAAAUUAAAGACACGCACGAACGUCGCGCGUUUAUAGUAUGUAUCUAAGAAAUUUCAUUUCCAAGUGAAAGAGAAAAACACUCCUAAAUAAUACAUGUGUAACUUCAUAACAAAUUUAACUUCACUACUUCAUAUGAUGUUUAGGUCAUUUGUCCCGUUCCCUCCUGAAUCUAGGAAACUUUGACAACCAUUUUUACACAGUAAAACUUUCGAAACUAUCUAGAAACAAAUAACACACGUUUCGAGAAUUUUUAAAAAGCAUAUGCUGAAAAGUGAAAACUAAAAUGAAAUAUUCUGAAUGAAGUGACCAAAUUCGGUAAAAAAGAUUUUAAAAGUAAUAACUCAAAACCAGAGCAUAACCUCGACUGCAAACCGCCACCGUAUUUACCUUUUAUUCAACCAAUCUUCGAAAAAAGAGAACAGUUUUCGAUGAAAAUUUUCAACAACACUAAACCGAUAUUCUACUUUCGACGAAAAAUCAACAAGUGAUUAAAUACAAAUGAGCAUUUAGUUUUCUUUCAUCAUAAACAAACAAACAAACAAGCAAGUAAAAUGGAACGAUCAAUCAAAAGAAUUUUGUAUUCGAACGAACAAGCAACAACAGUGAAGUGGUAAAAUACGAAAGCAGUUUAUCGGUUAUGGUAGAAAUAGAAACAUGUUUAGCUAUAACACCAUUUUAGAGCCAGAGAAAGACAACAAUACAUGGCAAGUAGGUGGUUUUAUUGCACCCACUGAUAAUGAUCAAUUCCUUUUACUAAAGUGCUAUAUUAUUAGUAUUAGUUAUAUUAUUAGUGUUAGUUUUCAAACAAUUUAAAAUUUUUGAAACUACAUUUUGAUUGAACUUGUGAUUCCAAAUAACUUUUUUUACUUUAUUAUACUACUUACAACGAUACAUUUUUACUUCUCUACCACCCUCACAGCACAUCUCUGUCGUUGUGCCAGCUACAUAUUAAUAUUAUUGAAGAUAGACUAAUCUCAAGAUUUUAGUCUUGACCUUGGAAUGAGGUCAUACAUAUAUUUAAUAUUUUUUUGAAACGAUGGUUCUACAAUUGAUGAAGGGACGGUAGGGGAAAGA